AUGUUGAGAAACAAACUCUACGGCUCCACUGUUAUUCAACACUCCAUUCCUUCUUCCAUCACUAAGAAAUUCACUCAACAAAGACUUCUCCAAUUAAGAGCCAUGACUGACAGAGAUUGUGACCAUUCUCAUCAUGGAAACAAUCAAGAUUCCUCCCUGAUCUGCCAACAAGAAUUCAACUUCCAUUUCAAUUCUGUCAAUGGAGUUGUCAAGGGCAAGAGAUGGAUGCAAGAUUUACUCUCCAAAAUUGGAAAUACACCAAUUACCAAAUUGAAAAUUCCAGCCACUCACGAUUCGGCCACCUACAACGUCUCAACAAGUCAAGAUUACAGUUCUGACACUCUAUCUGAUCCAAGUAUGCUAUUAAUUCCACAAUUGGUUCAAAUCUUCCAAGCUUAUGGUUUGAACACUCAACGUGUUAAGCAAUUUGUUGCUCCUUGGUUCAAGAAUCAAGAAUGUUCAAUUUAUCAACAGUUGAAUCAUGGUAUUAGACAUUUGGAUUUGAGGGUUUGUAAGCAAAGUACUGGAACAACCGCUGAAACAAAGUAUGUUGCUUGUCAUGGAAUUGUCAGUGUGACAAUUGCAAAUGUCUUGAGACAAGUUAAACAAUUCUUGAAUGAAAAUAAGAAGGAAAUUGUUACUUUGGAUUUCAAUCACUUGUAUGGAUUUUCCACACAAAAUGAUCAUUUGGAAUUCGUUAACAUGAGUAGAACCAUUUUAGGAAGUGACUUGUUGAUUAAUCCUUCCCAAUUCACUACAAAUAGCACACUCAAUCAAAUUUUCACAACCAGUCAAAGAGUAUUCUUCUAUUAUGUCCACACUGCAACUGUAAUUAACUAUGGCUCUCAAUUUAAUCUCUUCCCAAGUUGGAAAAUUGACACUCGUUGGGCCAACAAGCAAGAUAUGACAUCUCUCAAAACUGAAAUUCUUGUCGAGUUGAACUCUAGAACUGAUUUCCGAUAUGGAUUCGUCUCCCAAAUUGUAAUGACUCCAGAUUUGAAUAUGAUGGUCAAUGGAUUAUUCGAAUCUCCAAAAUCAGUGAAGGAAUUGGCAACAAUGAAUUAUGGAGUGAUUCCAACAUGGAUUUCGAAUGAUCUUCCAGAUUCUAAGAUGAAUGUUGUUAAUGCUGAUUAUUAUCACUUGUUUGGUGACGAUUUCGUUUCUGCAGUUAUUGCACAAAACUUGUAA
Molecule: messenger RNA, 1188 nt
Organism: Naegleria gruberi
Lineage: Eukaryota; Heterolobosea; Eutetramitea; Acrasida; Naegleriidae
Exons: 1
Coding region: 1-1188 (395 amino acids)
Biological process (GO): lipid metabolic process
Molecular function (GO): phosphoric diester hydrolase activity
Source: RefSeq, a predicted model, not a curated record